Nannizzia gypsea CBS 118893 is the source of this 1566-nucleotide messenger RNA. RefSeq lists its product as hypothetical. The record is from RefSeq and is a predicted model, not a curated record. Lineage: Eukaryota; Fungi; Ascomycota; Eurotiomycetes; Onygenales; Arthrodermataceae. Gene Ontology annotation, cellular component: membrane. The transcript has 5 exons. Gene Ontology annotation, biological process: transmembrane transport. Bases 1 to 1566 code for a protein of 521 amino acids. Gene Ontology annotation, molecular function: transmembrane transporter activity.
AUGGGCAGAGUAUCUGACGUAGAGGUCAAUGACGUCGGAGCUGAUGUCUCUGGGGACACCUUUAUCAGCCCCAGAGAUGGCACCGCAAACGAUGUGCAGGAUAUGCAGCGGAUGGGCAAGCAGCAGCAGCUCCAACGUAACUUUGGCUUUCUAUCUAUAUUCGGCUUCUCCAUGAUCUUGAUGAGCACAUGGGAGAGUACUCUCGGAACCGCGGCGUUUGGUCUCGGAAAUGGAGGAACGGCCGGAUUAAUCUAUGUAUAUCUCGGGACUGUUGUCGGCUUUUCGCUGGUGAUUGCAUCAAUGGCUGAGAUGGCUUCAAUGGCGCCCACUGCUGGUGGCCAGUACCACUGGAUUUCGGAGUUUGCGCCUCGAAGUUCUCAGAGAUUUCUCUCUUAUAUCAUCGGCUGGUUGUGUGUGCUUGGAUGGCAGGCUGGUACAGCGUCCUCUUGUUUCCUAGCUGGAACCGAGAUCCAGGGACUCGUUAUCCUUAACUACGACAACUACGAGCCCCAGCGAUGGCAUGGAACCCUAAUGGCAAUGGCCAUCAUUGCGCUGUGUGCACUUUUCAACACUGUUCUCGCGAAGCGACUCCCAUUGGUUGAAGGAGUGGUGCUCAUCCUUCAUAUUGCUGGCUUCUUUGCAAUUUUGAUCCCACUAUGGAUUCUUGCUCCACGGUCGUCCUCGAAGGAUGUAUGGACUAAAGUUGAGGAUGCGCAAGGAUGGGGAAGCAAAGGGCUAGCCAGUUUAGUUGGAAUAAUCACACCAGUUGUGUCGCUCCUGGGAGCUGAUGCUGCAACGCACAUGUCGGAGGAGUUGAAGAACGCAUCAAAGACACUUCCCAAGGCGAUGCUUGCAACUGCGAUGUUCAAUGGUUCUCUAGGCAUCAUCAUGGUGAUCACUUUCUGCUAUACAAUUGGUGACGUCGAUAGUGUUCUUGCAACACCAACUGGAUACCCUUUCAUUCAGGUAUUUUAUAAUGCCACCAUGUCCAAAUCAGGCGCCACGGCUAUGACAGCUAUUAUGGUUUCGCUGUCUAUUUUCUGUGGUAUGACAAACAUGGCCACUGCUUCAAGACAGCUUUUCGCAUUUGCUCGAGAUAACGGUCUUCCAUUUGGCAAAUUCUUUCAAAAGGUUCCCCUUGGUUGGGAUAUCCCGCUCAAUGCUAUCAUUUUCACUGUCAUAGUGAGCUCACUGCUCUCCCUCAUCAACAUUGGUAGCACGAUUGCGUUCAACCAAAUCACCUCCCUUGGUCUCUGUGCAUUGUUAUCCAGUUACAUCGUCUCCAUUUCCUGUAUGGCUCUCAAGAGGAUACGCGGUGAAAAAUUGCUGCCCUCGCAUUUCCGCAUGGGCUCCCUUGGGCUGCCUAUUAACUUGCUUUCCAUUGCCUUCCUGGUAGUGGCGUAUGUUUUCUGCUUUUUCCCACCAAUGCCAAAGCCACCGCUUGAUGGAAUGAACUGGAGCGUUGUUAUUUAUUUUGGAGUGUUGCUGUUUAGUUUGGUUUACUUUGCCUUCCGAGGAAGACAUAAGUAUGUUGGGCCUGUGGAGUAUGUGAGAAAGAGUGCUUGA